AUGGGCAAGCAUCACUUGAUGGUCGGCACCUGGGUGCGCCCGGGUGCCAUUUUCACCUUCGAGUUCGACGACGAGGCCUUGACGCUGAAGCUCGUUAAGCGCACCGAGAUCGACUACGACGAGCCCAUCUCGUGGAUGACCUUCAGUCAUGAUCGGAAGCAAAUUUACGGCGCGUCGAUGAAGGCGUGGACAAGCUACACCGUCAAGAGCCCAACCGAAAUUGUGCGCAGCGCGUCACACCCCAUUGCUGGCCACCCUCUCGCUGCGAACAAGGAUACCAACACCCGCGCCAUUUUCCUCCUCGCCGCCAAGCAGGCUCCGUACAAUGUCUACUGCAACCCCUUCUAUGAUUAUGCGGGCUUUGGCAAUGUGUUCUCGGUAAAUGAGGACGGGUCGCUGAAGGAGAAUGUCCAGAACUACGAGUACGAGCCCAAGACUGGUAUUCACGGCAUGGUCUUCGACCCUACCGAGACUUACCUUUAUUCGGCCGACCUGCGCGCCAACAAAGUGUGGACGCACAAGAAGGAUCCUGAGACCGGCCAGCUGACCCUGCUUGGGGCUCUGGAGGCGCCAGACCCGGGCGACCACCCGAGAUGGGUUGAGAUGCAUCCGAGCGGGAACUACAUCUACGUCCUGAACGAGGCGGGCAACAACCUCGCUGAAUAUGUGAUUGACCAGCAAACUCAUCUGCCUGUUUUCACCCACCGCACAUUCCCUCUCAUCCCGCCAGGCCUCAGAUACAACCUCAAGAACUACCGCGCCGACGUUGUCUUCACUACCCAGAGCGGGAAAACACUGUUUGCGACGACGCGAUCCAACACAAUCGGCGUGCCUGGCUACAUCAGUGCUUUCAGUUUGGCGGAGAAUGGCAGCAUCGAGAGGCAAUUGUUCAUGAACCCCACUUCGUCCAGUGGUGGCCAUUCGAACGCCAUUGCCCCGUGCCCGUGGAGCGACGAGUACAUCGCCAUCACGGACGAUACUGUGGGAUUCAUCGAGAUGUACAGAUGGCAGGAUGGAUUCCUUGGCAGGGUUGCCAGGUGUGAGGUGACCGAACCAGGGUUCGGCAUGAACGCCAUCUGGUACGACUAG
This is a messenger RNA of Lasiodiplodia theobromae, 1089 nucleotides long. RefSeq names its product Carboxy-muconate cyclase. Bases 1 to 1089 code for a protein of 362 amino acids. Gene Ontology annotation, molecular function: protein binding; 6-phosphogluconolactonase activity. The record is from RefSeq and is a predicted model, not a curated record. The transcript has 4 exons. NCBI's taxonomy places the organism in Eukaryota, Fungi, Ascomycota, Dothideomycetes, Botryosphaeriales, Botryosphaeriaceae.